AUGAGCACUGCCGGACCGGGGGCCUCUCCCUCGGUACCCCGGCCGCAUGAAUCAGUCGCCGGCUCUCGUCGUCCUCCAUCUGCAACCUCAUCUCCGAAUGGGAAAUCUGACAAGGAAUCCCAACAAGCAACAAAACGUCCAAAAUCGAUGAGUGAAAAUCCGUUAUUCCAAGCUUCGCCUAUGGUGAAAGAUGUAGCAAACCAUGCAACGCAGUCCAUGGCACAAGGGGAGGAUUCUCAACCGCCCAACCCUGAGAAGCAAUGGCGUUCGACGGCUUGGACGUCAGGCCCAAGGAAUUUGUUUAGUGAGGUCCUCGCCGAGGAUGUAUGGUACAUAGUCGAUUCAGACUCUGAAGACGUCACGGCGGCGAUGAAGGAGGAUGACGUGGAUGAUGAGGUCCCCGAGGAUGACGACCCACGGUGUCCAACCAUACCAUUUAAGGCAAUGGAGAAACAGCGGUAUCAUCGUAAAUGGAGGUCCGACCUGAUUGUCAAGGCGUUGGGCAGGACCUUUCCGUUUCAAGUUGUCUCCCGACGACUGGAGUCUUUGUGGGCAAAAUGUGGAACAUUGCAAAUAUCAAGCUUAUCCUGGGGUUUCUAUGUUGUCCGGUUCACUACUCAAAUGGAUUACGAGCAAGCGACGGCAGGGGGGCCUUUGAUGAUUGGUGGUCACUACCUGACCGUGCGGCCUUGGAGAAAGGGGUUAAACCCUAGGACUGGGGAAGUGGCGUCAACAAUGGUGUGGGUGAGGUUACCUGGGCUUCCGAUUGAGUUUAUCAACAGGGAGGCUGUGGAGCGGAUUGCGUCCAGGAUUGGUCGACCGAUCAAGGUGGAUAAUGCUACUCAGAAUGGAGACAUGGGAAGGUUUGCUCGUGUUUGUGUCGAAGUUGAUCUUACCAAACCCCUUCUUUCACAGUUCAAGAUAGAAAGGUCGACGUAUUAUAUUGAGUUCGAAGGGUUACACCAGAUAUGCACGGAAUGUGGGCGGAAUGGCCACACGACCAAGACUUGUCCCAACCUUUUCAAACCGUCUAAGAAGGAACCGGUGGAAAAGGAAAAGGAAGAAGUGGCUACCGCGGUGCAACACCCACCAAACUUUUACGGGGAAUGGAUGAUAGCCAAGCCACGGUCCCGUAAGAAAGCUAGCAAACGUGAUGUUGCUCCCAACACCGGUCAGUCGCAACCUCCAAGUUCAACGACUUUGGCAUCGGGGUCUCGAUUCGUUGUUCUGGUGGACGAGGAAGAAGAAGAGUCUAUCACUCCGGCAACGGAACCAAUCACACAAAACGACCAGCAAGUUGAGGUGCUUAUGGUUGGCGCCAGGGUUACUGAGUUGGAGCCUAGGAGUUCCGCUUCGAACGAAGCUACGGUAGGGACCACCACAGAAGUGACUCAUGUGGCGACUACAUUUCCGGCUGUGUUCAAGGCUCAGGCGCCGAGCAAGUUAGUUGCGGCUCCCGUGAUCCAAGAGGCCUCCCUGACCAAGGGGAUGGCCAACAAUGGGGCGAAGCACAAUAAGGGACACGGGAAGAAAAAAAGUGGAUAA
Linum trigynum is the source of this 1545-nucleotide messenger RNA. Lineage: Eukaryota; Viridiplantae; Streptophyta; Magnoliopsida; Malpighiales; Linaceae. The record is from the annotation of a GenBank genome assembly.